Messenger RNA from Monomorium pharaonis (pharaoh ant), 8647 nucleotides. It is a transcript of the gene POSH, whose product is annotated as E3 ubiquitin-protein ligase SH3RF1. Gene Ontology annotation, biological process: positive regulation of JNK cascade; protein ubiquitination; positive regulation of proteasomal ubiquitin-dependent protein catabolic process. Gene Ontology annotation, molecular function: metal ion binding; protein binding; ubiquitin protein ligase activity. NCBI's taxonomy places the organism in Eukaryota, Metazoa, Arthropoda, Insecta, Hymenoptera, Formicidae. The transcript is spliced from 13 exons. The record is from RefSeq and is a predicted model, not a curated record. The coding region runs from base 1073 to 3790 and encodes 905 amino acids.
GCAUUCAAUUAACAUUAUCGUUGUAUAUUUUUAGCGGAUCAAAUCGGAACAUGUCGGAAUGUCGACAGUUUGGCGUCUACAAACUGCAAAUGUUUUUCAGCACGUGUAAAUGAGAGAUUAAAUGUGCAAGAUUAAAGAUAACUUUGUUUGCUUCAUUAGUGAUCUAAUCGCGAUAAAAAUUUACUUAUCCAUUUUUGCAAACCACGGUCAUGACGCACGCGAGCAUCCUAGACGUAAGCGCGCUGAAGUUAACGUAGUACCGCAUUUGUGGCGGCCUGUGUGCAGGGCGAAUGACUUUUUAAAAACGCGUAGAGCUAGAGGAAAGAGAGGGAAGGAGAAGAGAGAGGAAGAGAGAGAGAGAGAGAGAGAGAGAGAGAGAGAGAGAGAGAGAGAAGCGGAAACGCCGCGGACGGAGUCAACGAUCGGGUAACGUCGCGGUAACGUCGCCGUCGGGCUCGUUGGCGCCGACGAUGAUGACGGCGGUGCCGCGGGUGCACGUACCCGCCGCGAACGGGAUCGACGAGGCGCGCGAUUGAUCGAUGCCGUGGCCGCGAUGCGCGCCGAGGCCGUGCCGCCGCCGUGCGACAGCCGAGACGUCGUUAAUCAAGCCGUCGAUUGACCGAGCGAAUAGACGAGCGUGCGUAUUCCGGGGGACGGGGCGGUGCGCACCUUCCCUCGAGCGAACGCGAAGGGCGGAUAAAGAGAGAGAAAGGGAGAGGAGAAGAAGAAGGCGGAGGAAGAGGAGGAGUAAAAGCGAAUUGAAUUCCUGCGCUCGGCGGUAACGUACGGGUACCGGAACUGCAGCCCGACAAACCGUCCGUUUCUCUCCACGCGGGAACAAGAGCGUGAAUCGCGUGUGUUCGAGAGAGACGGACCGAAGGCGGGGAGCGGUGAGAAGGAAAGAACGAGAGAGAGAGAGAGAGAGAGAGAAAGAGUGAGGGGGAAUAAUUGGGAGGGUUAGAUGAAGGAGGGAGUACGUUUCGACAGAACGAGUGCAAGUGCAGCGACGACGAGGAGGAAUCCGGAGAAGUAGGUACGACCGAGAUCGGGCUAGCCAUAGGACCGCUCCACGAUGGACGAGUGCAUGCUGAACGACUUGUUGGAGUGCUCGGUAUGCCUGGAGCGGCUCGACACAUCCAGCAAGGUACUGCCGUGUCAGCACACGUUUUGCAAGAAGUGCCUGGAGGAAAUCGUCAGCACUCAUCGCGAGUUACGCUGCCCGGAAUGUCGCGUCCUCGUGGACGCCAAGGUGGACGACCUGCCGCCGAAUGUGCUGCUGAUGCGUAUCCUCGAGGGAAUGCGCAAUGCCGCGCCGAAGAACCAGGCUAAGUCUAUUCUGCCAUCGUCGAGGUCUAUCUCGGGCGGUACCGCCGUGCCCCAGCGGUUGUUUGGCGGUCACCAGGUUGCCCCGGCACCCAUUGUCACUGGUAAUCUCGCUCCUGCAUCUGAGACACCAGUGCGACAUUCUAAUGCCGCUGCCAAACAGGUGCAUCUGCACAAUCAGGCAUACGGAAGAGCGAUCUACGAUUAUGUCUCCAAGGUGCCAGGUGAUUUAAGUUUUAAGAAGGGUGACAUAGUCAUCCUCCGGAAGAAGAUUGACAACAAUUGGUACUUUGGGGAAUGUGGCAAUAAUCAUGGUGUCUUUCCACUGUCUUACGUUCAGGUGAUGACACCUUUGACACCACAUGUACCUCAAUGUAAAGCGUUAUACGAUUUUAGGAUGACAAAUGACGACGAGGAUGGCUGUUUAACUUUUAACAAGGGGGAAGUUAUCAGUGUUAUCAGAAGAGUGGAUGAAAAUUGGGCGGAAGGUAAACUCUUGGACAGAAUUGGUAUCUUUCCACUAGCUUUUGUCGAGUUGAACAGUGUUGCCAGAGCUUUGAUGAAACUUUCGACCAAUGUACAGCCAGGACCGUCAAGAGUGGCCCCCCCAACUCCAACAAAUGAGGAAACUACACCAUUGAUACCAACUGAUCAUUCGCGUAAUGUGCAAACAACGAGUCAGUCUCGACCACAACUGGUACAGGUAUCUGAUUCUGUCUCAAACGUUUCAUCUGGUGGAAGUUCUACGACCACUACUCCAAAUACCCCUAACAGUUCGACGACGUCCAGCAGUUCCAGUACUGCUCCGAGCAGCCCUGGUAGUCCCGCGACGUCGCCACCCGCGGUCGGCAAUAGGCAUAAUGUUAAACGUCAUAGUUUCACUGCCGUAAAUACCGGUCAUCAUGCACAUCCCCAUCAUAGACAUAGCGCUGAAAUACUUAGUCCUCCGGUAGACAGUGCCCCUAAUAACGUCAAUAAUAGCGGAGGCAAUGAGUCAUUUUCUUCUUUACAAACGAGCAGUAGUUGCACGGAUCACAAUCUUCGUCACAGACGAAGUGGCAGCAGCGAUCUCGUUCUCGCUCAGGCGUCACAAAGUGUAUCCACUGGACAAACUUCCAGUGCAUCUAGUGCAGCGCAUUUACCAGCGGCGUAUGUAGCGUUAUAUCCAUAUAAGCCUCAGAAAGCAGAUGAGCUUGAGUUACGAAAAGGCGGAAUUUACAUGGUGACGGAACGUUGUCAGGACGGAUGGUUCAAAGGAACGUCCAAUCGCACCCAGAAGUGUGGCGUAUUUCCAGGAAAUUACGUUGCACCUGCCAAAUGUCAACGCGGGCUGUGUCGCGGAUCUCCAAACUCACCAAGCCAACAUCAAGGAUCGCCAUUAUCGAACGCCCCGUCGAAUGCGGAGUCACGUUUGGCAGUAACAUAUACGAAAAGUAAGGGUCCCGCGCCACAACCCUACAAUCCUCGCACACUUCCGCCGCCUGAAUUACCGCCGCGGGCUAUCAGCCCAUCCACGACUGUGUCUUCAUCCUGGCAUGGCGCCGCUCAGUCGAAUCAGGGACCGAAUCAGUCCGAAACUAGUCCGCCCCGACACAACGAUCAGAAUACCACUCCGCUCGGACGCAGUCACAGCGCGGUGAUGACUGCAAAUAUUCCUUCCCCCGGUAAACAAAUCGCCGUAUCGUCGUCGCUACAAUCGGCAGGUAUCAAUAGCGCUAACAAUAGUUGUAGCAACGCUACCAUUCCCACUCCUUCCUCUUCUGUUGGCGACAUGAAUAGAAGUCCGAAUAAUACUCUGCGUAUAGCGGGCAGUAUUACUCCCGCGAAUGCAGGUGCAACAGCGUCCAGAACAACGGAAAAGCCAAAAGAAAAGAAGGAUAAAUGCGUUUCCUUGAUGCGACGCUUGACCAAUAUUAAGAAGUCUAAAUCACCUCCACCUGCUACGUACUCGAUGGAUAAUCCUGUAUUCGACGACGGUAAUUCCGUCAAUCCGGUGCACGUUCGAUCGGGAUCUUGCCCAAGUCAGUUGCUACAGGUGGUACCUACACAGGAAUUAAAUGCUUCAAACAGCCCACACCGCUUAUGUCCAGGCUCUGUGCAGGGCCAUGCCACAUCUUCACAGAGACUGAAAUACAAGGAGAGACCCUCCUUACCAAUAUCGGUAACCCAAAGAUCCAAUGAAUCCGGUGCAAUGGUAUGCUCGACUGUUGGAAACCAUCAUCGCAAGAGUAAUUCGCUAGACGCUGGAAUGGGAAAGCAAAUGAAGCAGCAAUCAUCGCGCGACCGUACCGGGUAUAGAUUCCGUUGUAUCGUACCGUAUCCACCUAAUAGCGAGUUCGAACUGGAACUUCGCGUAGGGGAUAUAAUAUACGUGCAGAAGAAGCGCGAUGAUGGAUGGUACAAGGGUAUGCAGCAGCGUACUGGCCGUACGGGACUAUUUCCGGCGAGUUUUGUGGAAGCUUUCUGAGACCCGACACAAGGACGCCUAGUGUUAGAAACUUGUAUAUAACUUCGCCUUUUGUGUAAGUAUUUAUACGAUAUAUUCAGAUCGGGAAUUAUCCUCGGUAACAUGUUUACGCGCACGUACUUGUCGACGAUUUUCACCGAUAUUCUGAAAUAUAUCAUUGACUUCGAAGCGAUUAAUGCAUGCACGCGUAUUAGGCAUGCUAUAGCAUCUCGAGCUGUGCAAUGUAACGUACAGCCAUUGUGAGAACUUAAUGGGCCAUUAAUUAGCGUGUUGUAAUAAACACAUUGUAAGUGACUGAUAAUGCGUCGAAUUAAUGAACACAUUCGCGCGAUGCGUGCAAUAGGAUAUUUUAGCGCAAAGUAAUUAUAUGUAUUUUGCAUGUAAAUAUGCGAAAAAUGACGAAGAGUAGUAUGAAGACGACGCUGAAACUAUUUGGAACUUAUACUGCCAUCGGUUAUAUAGACGUGCGUAACUGCAACGAGAUAGCAAAUUUAUUUUGCGCGACGUUACUGCCAUUUGUGAUCGUAAGGGAAGGAAUCAGUUUCCCAUUUUAAGCUGUUGAUUUCAAACUUGCUAUCUUCUUUCGAUACGCGCGCAGGGCGUAGAGAAAAGAGAUUAAUAUGGGUUGUGUAAUAAUCAUGCUUACGCGCGUCAAACCGUUCAUGACACAUAAUUAAAAAUAGAAUUAUGGAAUAAACGAAGAAAUUCAUAUAAAGAGGAUUCUUUUUGAAAAAGUCUAAAUAUCUCGGGGCAAAUGCACAUAUAAUAUAAAACGAAAAGUGUCUAUGCGAUGGUAUGCUUAAAUUCCAGUUCAACUUAAAUCAACAGUUGAAUAGUGGAAUUAUACUUGCGAUUGUCUAGAUGAUAUAAUCGUAUAUGCAUUAAGUCAAUACAGUCUAAUUGAAAGUCAAAAUUCCAUCAUUUUCGAUUUUAAAGGGAUUUGAGCACAUUAUUGUACAGGCAUCUUAUCUUGAGAUGUUUAGAAUUAUGGACUUUUGUCCAUAUUUAUUGUCAGUUAUACUGAGAUUUAUAUAAUUUUUUUCUUCCUUAAUCUGCCAUUGUAGAUGAUUGGCUUUUGCUGCCGAUAAUUUAUUAUGCUUAUGUAUAAAAAAAUAUGCUAUACAAGAGCACAACUGAUAAUUUUAUUAUUGACAUUAUUUAAGACUGGACUGUGUUUUGAAAUGGUUGAUCGAGAUUAAAUGAAUGUCUUUUCUUCAGCGGGUAUAUCUAUUAUAUAUCCCCACUGUACAAAGAAAGAUAUUCUAUUUUAACAAACAAUUUGGAUUGUUAUAGGUAAUUUAGCUAAGAUAUAUUUAGAAAAUGGCCUUGAUACGCGCAAUGUUGAUGUAUUAUUAUAUACUUUGUAACUCAAUUUAUAACUUGUUUUUUAAUUUAUAAAGUUAUGCAGACAUCCAUGGCAUGAUAACGAGUUAGCUGUUUAAGCAGUUAAUUCAGAAUAAAUAUGGAAAUAUUCAAUAAAUUAAAGUGCUUCCAUUAUCUGAUUAAUGAUGUAGAUAUAAAUUUUGUUAUGUUCUUUAUUUUCUAUUAUUAUUCUUAUUAUUAUACUAUUAAUUAUACAGUUGUGCAAAAUUGGUGGUUUUUAUAAAUCUUUAUACGUUGAAAAAUAUUUUAUUGAUUAUCAUAUAAUUAUACUAUCAUCUUUUAGAAUUUACGGUUAAGUCUUAAAAGUGUACCUUAUUUCGAUAUGUUAUUUGAUUAUUAUAUACAAUACAUCAAUUGUACAUACAUUACGCGUGUAUAAAUAUGUAGAGAGUAUACCUGUAUAUAUAAUAAUCGUAAUGCUCAAUUCAUUAACUUUAUGAAUAAGUAAUCUAUCUACAUUUAUAUAUUUGAAUUUAGACACGUAUAUUGCACAAAUCUAAGUGUAAACAGAAAAACACACAUGUACACGAUUAUUUCAAUCGCAUAUGUAUACGCGUACAUAUGUAUCCUGGAGACAUAUUUAUAUUUAUUAUGAUCAUUUAAUGACACAUUUGUAUAUAAUUUUAUUGUAACUUGAUAUUAUAGUAAUUUGCAGUUGUCUCGAUAUUUAAUUAGAGACAGUCCAACGUGUAAAAUAAACAACAUUAUUAAACAAAGAGAACAUUACACAACGUAUUGUAAAGACAAAAAUUACAAAAGGACAAUUUACUUAAGACACUUCUCAGGAUACUUUCUUUUUCGGAAUUUUUAUAAAUUUUUAUUAAAGUUAACAAAAAACAAACUAAACUACGCUCUACAUUUCAUUAGUAUGUUUUGUAUUUUUUGCUGACAUGUAAAUAUAACCGUGACAUCUGCAAAUUCUUAUGAUAUGAAACAUUUCAUUGUUGAAAUGCAAAGCAAAACGAAUAUCAGAAAACGAUUUAUGUUAUAUACAAUCACGCAGUAAUUGCAAAGAGUAAUGAAAAACGUCCACUUCUGUUCUUUGAAAUCAAGGAAAGAACGUUGUCUGUAAAUUUUCGAGUGAAUAAGUUUUUGUGGCCAUCAAACUAUUAGAAAAUAAAAUGUAGAAGGAUUAGGGAUAAUCGAUAAUAAUUAAAACUUAUCGAAACUUAUCGAUAUUGAUGAAGUCUACAUUAUGACACGAGGGAAAGUGACUUAGAGAUUCUGAACGUCAUAUAGACAUAUAUGCGUACGGAGAGAUGUAAUUUUAUAGUUAUUUGUUCGGAUGGAGAAGGUGGCUGGAUAUAUUUUUUUAUGUCAGUCACUUCGGCGUGAAAAAAAGCGAACGACCGAUCGACCAUAGGAUCGAAUUUAAUCGAAUUUAGAAUUAUGAUAGUCAAGAAAAAGAAAAAAAUAUCUUACAUUUCUAUGCGAGGGGCCAUACUGCGCAUACUAUGAUAAACUUGGCAGUCUACUGUAGUGCGAUAUUUAGAAAUCGAAGAAAAGAUAAGAAAUAAAAUGCGAAAUAUAUAAUAUAUAUACAUAUUUUUUUUAUAUACAAGAAAAAUUCGUCUGCUUGUGUUCAUGCGAAUUAUUGGAAUCAUUAUAUUGUACCUUAUGCAAAUUAUUAAUAUGUCUUACGCACAAUCAAUUUAAUGUUUUGCAUUUUGAUUUUGCAUAUCCAUCUUUUACGAAGAAUACGAAUUUUGAAAUUAUGAUUUUUGUUCUUACAUCUCUUUGACAAUUAAAUUAUAUAAUUAAAUUCCUUAUGUCACACUAGAACUGCGUAGAAACUAUUUAUACACAGGCAUACAUAUGUGUGUAUUUUAUAUGACGUACACUUAAGUAAUUUAUUAUUAAUGGCUUGUAAAGAAGGUACUGCUAAGUUGCGGGUGGAUAUAUCAGAUUGGCUGUAACGAGAGAGAGAGAGACUAAUUAUUAUCUCGUCGCUAUCUUAUUUUGUGCGCAACACAGAAUUAAGCAUGACACGACACGUGUAAGAUAUCAUCUUUCGCGUAAUUAUGUCGUUGAUUUAACAUUGUUGCCCAUUUGUUUUUGCGUAAAUAAGAGCUGCAGGUAUACGAAAUGCGUUUAUACGGUAACAGUCUUAAAUCGAUAAGCGCGCGUGCGAUGCAAUUGACCGUCUCUGUGGAUUGUAAAUAAGUUACUGCGAAAUCUGGAGUUCUCGCAACGUUAUGGUAAAAGCAAAAAAAAGAUGUCAUUAAACAGCUAUACUCGCGUAUGCAUAGGGAUGAUGACUUUCUUGCGUUUCGCAGAGGUCGAAAUCUGUUUAGGUUACAGAACAAGGUACACGUAGCGUAGGAAUGUAAGACAAAGAUCCGAGUCAAGAGCCUUCAUUUAGACCAAAUGUGUUUCUAGCACUUCUUUCGUAAGGAGAAAACUUUAGAAUAGUCAUUAUAUACCGAUUACUACCUUUACACGCUACUUACGCUACUCGGUAUUUUGUCACUAACGUAACAAUGUUCCAGCAAAUCUAUGUCGAUGUCGUGUCCAAGCGUAAUUUACACAUAUACAUAGGUAUCGUUUAAUAUUUAAAUAGCAUACGAAACCUGUAAUAAAAUCCUUCACGUGGCUACCAUAAAUGCCGGGUCUGUAUGUGUGUGUCCUAAAUCAGUCAUUUUCCGUUUGUUGUACUCGUGAAGUCGAUUUGCUAAGAUAAUCUGUUAUGUCAAAUCAUUUAAUUUGAUAAAUCAUAAAUUAUUACAUCAGAACAUUAAAAAUCGAUUUCGUGCAAUUAAAGGGCUUAUUAUAAUUUAUACCAAAAAAAGAAUUAUAUAUAUGUAUAUUCUUUUCGUAACGUAUACUAAGUUUAUAUAAUUCCUUAAUUGUGCAAAACCGAUCAAUGUGCUGAAUCCUUUAAACUGCGGCAGAUAACAUAUAGGAAAUUGAAGCCUCUUGUAUUCUGUAUUGUAUUAUAGAGAGCGAUUUCGACAAACGCUCUAGUGCUACUAUACAUGAAGAUAUCUAAAUGGAAAAGCAUGAUAUAAGUAUUUUAACCAAUAAAAUAUCAUAUUAUGCAGCUAAAAAUAUUAUACUAUUGACGUUAGAUAUUUUAUUGGUCAAAAGACGUCAAUAUUAUGUUUUUAUUAAACAACUACAUACAUAGUAGUCCUUAGCAUAUGUCAGGUCAGACUAAUGCAAGUGAUAGAACUCGCUAUUACUACAGAUACCAUUAUCACAAUUCUUCUCGUUACGCUUAUUAUAAUUUCAUGCAUUUUGAAGAUAAUUUUUUUCAUAAACUAUUUUUUAACACACAUACACGCACAGCAGAAUGUUUCGUAUCAAUAUAUUAAUAAAAGCUUAACAAAAAACAAUAUUAUAUCUCAGGAAUGCCUCUGAAAUAAAAUUGGUAAUGGUAUCACCAUUAAUUUAUUAUCUUACCAUUAUAUAUUUUAUUAAUGUAUUAAUUUUGAACUUUCCUCACAAAUACGGAAGCAACAUGCGUAAAUAACA